AUGCCAGUGUCUCCACAUCCCUUCGACCCUCUUGGUCCCCAAGAGAUUACACAUGCAGCUGACAUCGUCCGCAAAGCCCAUGCCGAUUCCCAGCUCGCUUUCCGGGCUAUCACCUUGCAGGAGCCCCCCAAAGAUGAGAUGGUUACUUUCCUACAAGCCGAAGCUGCGGGGCAGUCCUCCCACAACAGAAACCCUGACCGGCUUGCAAGGGUGCAAGUUUUUAUUCAGAGCAAGCUGCAUGACAUAAUCGUCAAUCUCGAUGCGGAGAGGCUUGUCAAGGACGAGGAACUCGUGGGUCGACAUUCGUUCACCGACGCAGUCUUCAUGCAGAAUGUUGCCGAAGCAACCAUGGCAGAUCCCAGAGUCCAAGAUGAGAUCAAACAACUAGAACUCCCAGAAGGAGCGGUCGUCAUCGUGGAGCCGUGGAGUUAUGCCACGGAUGGAGAAAAUGAUAUGACAGAAAGGCUGGCAAUGGCGUGGUUUUAUAUGCGUCUUUCUGAUCACGAUGAUGCCAAUUAUUACGCCUAUCCACUUGACCUUUGCGCCGAGGUGUCUGGCAAUCUUCAGGUCACCAAAAUCUACCGCCUUCCCUCUGGUGCCGACGGGAGGACGACUACUGAGCAUGAGAAGCCAUUCGACCGCCGCAAGAUCCACACCAACAGCGAAUACCACCCGGAUCUCGUACAAGGUUCACGGGCAUCGACCAAACCCUAUCUUGUCAACCAACCAGACGGACCCUCGUUCACAGUCCGAGGGAGUCACAUAAGCUGGGAGAACUUCUCCAUGCGCGUCAGCUUCAACUACCGCGAGGGCAUGGUUCUCCAUGACGUGAGGUAUGACAAUCGUAGCCUCUUCUACCGCCUGUCCCUCUCCGAGAUGUUCGUUCCGUAUGCCGAUCCUCGGCGCCCCUAUCCCCGCAAGGGCGCAUUUGACCUCGGCAACGACGGCGCAGGUAUCAACGCCAACAACCUGAAGCUGGGGUGUGACUGCCUGGGCCACAUCAAGUACUUUGACGGCUGGCUUUCCACCGCGUCAGGAGACCCAUUACUGAUGCCCAACGUCAUUUGCUGCCACGAGGUUGACGACGGGAUCCUGUGGAAGCACACAAACUACCGGACCGGCAACGCGGUCGUCACGCGCUCACGGGUCUUGGUUCUGCAAACGAUCAUUACCGUGAGCAACUACGAAUACAUCUUCAUAUGGAAUUUCCACCAGGAUGGGAGCAUCUUCUACGAGGUGCGAGCCACGGGAAUCGUAUCGACUUCACCCAUCGACAUCGACGAGCCGAACCCUCCACGGUACGGCACGGUUGUGGCCCCGGGGGUGUUUGCACCUUUCCACCAGCACCUCUUCUGCCUGCGAAUCGACCCCGCCAUCGACGGCCACUCCAACUCUCUGGUCGUGGAGGAGACGCGACCGAUGCCCCCGGGUGACGCGAACCCGUUUGGGAUGGGUUUCGAGACCGAGUCGCAGGUCGUGGAGGCAGAAUGCGGGCUGGAUUUGGACUUCACCAAGAACAGAACCUUCAAGAUGGUCAACGAAAACGUCAAAAACCCCGUUACGGGCGGCGGCGUCGGCUUCAAGCUCCUCCCAUGCUACAGCCAAAUGCUCCUCGCCGACCCGACCUCGUUCCACGCGCGGCGGUCCGAGUACGCAUCCCACGCCGUAUGGGUGACGCGUCACUCGGACGACGAACUCUUCCCCGCUGGGCGGUGGACGAUGCAGUCUGCCGGAGGGGAGGGCAUUUCGUCUUGGAUCGACAAUCGUGUCGACAGGAGCGUUAGGGAUCGAGAUAUCGUCGUCUGGCACACGUUUGGAUCGACCCACAACCCGCGCGUUGAAGACUGGCCGGUCAUGCCGUGCGAAAAGAUGGUCGUUGGGCUUAAGCCAGUCAACUUUUUCAAGUCGAAUCCGGCACAGGAUGUGGCAGUGUCGACACAGGAACGGAACUGCAGCGUGCUGGUCGAGGAUGCGAUGGCUGCGACGCAUGGCAAUCCUGCUGUGGAGCAAUCCUGA
Pyricularia pennisetigena is the source of this 2016-nucleotide messenger RNA. RefSeq lists its product as uncharacterized. Lineage: Eukaryota; Fungi; Ascomycota; Sordariomycetes; Magnaporthales; Pyriculariaceae. The record is from RefSeq and is a predicted model, not a curated record. The transcript has 3 exons. Bases 1 to 2016 code for a protein of 671 amino acids. Gene Ontology annotation, molecular function: copper ion binding; primary methylamine oxidase activity; quinone binding. Gene Ontology annotation, biological process: amine metabolic process.